AUGGAUAAUCCUUAUAUUUCAAAGGACAGCUCGACCCAAAAUGCAUUGAAUCUAAAAUGGACGUUUGGAUUCAAUCGUGAAUGCAUUGGUGCAGUUCACAACCUAUCUGAUAGCAAGCAAAAGGUUCUAUUUUACGCAUCUGCUCAUACGGGCGUACUUUACGACUGGGUACACGGAAACCAAAAACUACUUCAAGGGCAUUGUAAUUCAAUUACAUCAACAGCAGUUAGUUUAAAACAACAAUGGAUUGUGACUGCAGACUGUGGACCAAACUCUAUGAUCAUUGUAUGGGAUAUAAAUCCUGAACUCAAAUCGAAUAUUUCCGAUGCUACAGAUGCAUCGGCUACUCCUCAAAACACACUACAAGCCGUGCCUAUUAAAAACAUUUUUGAUCCACAUGAUGGAUUGGGUGUGCUAUCCGUUGAAUUUACCCCCGACUCAAAAUAUCUAAUCACUCUUGGCGCAAGUCAAGAUCAAACCAUUUGCAUUUGGGAUUGGACUUGCUCAACCAAUGAGCCACUUUUAUCCUACAAAAUAGUGGGAGAGUUGCAGACUUGCUUGCGAGUCAAUCCAGUUGAUCCUUUUGAACUGAUUUCAAAUGGUCCAAAUUCAAUCAAUUUUUAUAUCUGGGACAAGGAGUCGCUGGAAAUGACCCAAAAUGUGCCAGUUUUAAGUUCAAAAGAUUUUAAGCACACUCCUUCAGGAUACUCGUACUCGAAUUUUCUGCCCUCAUUGAAUCAGGCUGUAUCUGGAACCAAAGAUGGCGAGGUGAUUGUCUGGUCAGAUAAAAGUCUUGAUAAUCUCAGUAUCAAAUUGAAAAAAGGGCACAAGGAAGUAGUUAAAUUCAUCAAGCUGCAUAAUUCUCCAAUAAACUUUAUAACAAGUUUUCAGGACAAGUUUAUUAUUACUGGUGGCGAGGAUGGCUAUAUCAAAAUAUUUGAUUUAAAUUUUAGAAUACUAUUUUGGUACGAAAAAUUAGACGCCGGUCCCAUUUCAUCUGUAGCAAUAAGCACUACAUUUGAACCAAUGUUUGAAGACAUUGGUAUACCCGAACUUGUUGUUGCGACUAAACACGCACGCAUUUUACUGCUUCAUAAUCCUCAAACCAAGGCAGCGUUUUCAAAUACAAACAACAAAACUAUCACGGAAUGUGCACUAACAAACACACACUUUUUGACCACUGGAUUAUCAAGUGGAGACAAUCCACCUACUCAACAUCAACGAGGCACAUUUGAAUUCAAUGAGGUUCCUAGAAUAACCAACUUAUUGCAUGGUCAAUACGGAAACAUUCGUGGAUUAGAUGCACAUCCCGCGUCAAGUUGCUUUGCAGUGGGUAGCGAUUCGGGUCAUUUACAUAUCUGGGACUAUGACACCAAAAAAAUCAUUAUUUCGCGGUACUUUAAAGACAUUCCUAGCACUACUGAAGCCGUCAUUGCAGCGCAAAAGCACAAAAAACAAAAGGCGGAUACUCUUAUAGACGCAAACGAUCAGCCAGGUGUAAAAUCACAUAGCGUUGAGCCCACACCCAUGGUAAUUAGCUGCCUUGCGUAUUCUUGCAAUGGAAAAACACUUGCAAUUGGGUUUACCAAUGGCGUGUUAAGAAUGUUGGACGCACAAACAUUACAAGAUAUUCCCCAAUCUUAUCUCAUUAAAAAUCAAUUUUACGGUUAUCAAAUAUCAUCCGAGCCCAUUACAAAACUAUCAUUUUCACCCGAUGAUGACUAUUGUGCUGCGGCGGAUGCUGCCCAUGUUGUAUGUAUUCUUUGCAAAGAAGCCGUCAGUGCAAAAUCCACCAGAUCUGCAGAAGCUACUGGUACUGAACCAAAAUGCGUUGGUAAUGAACCACAACAAAAAACUCUUGCUGCUGUUGGAGAAGAUGGGAACACGAAAAGUUUAUUACGACACCGUGUCGAAUGGGUAUUUAUUGGCCGUCGCAAAACUCACUUUAAAGAUAUUGUCUCCUUGUUAUUUUUGCCAAAAGAAACAAGUGAUAGUGGACCAAGGCUUUUGUCUGUUUCAAAGGAUAGACACGUUGCCGAUUUUGAUCUUGCCAAAUCAAAUAUUGUUGGUGGGAUCUUUAUCAAUUCAAUUCGACGGAUUGAGCAAAUUCAUAGACCUGAAGCGGCAGUAAUAUAUAAACGACACCAUAGUAUCCAUCCCGAGAAUUUGAUACUGACCUUCAAUUCUGGUUACAAACUCAAGCAAUACACUGAAUCUACUCAGCUGUGUAAAAAAACUGUUCUUGGACCAACUUUUGGUGGGCAUAUAAAUAAUAUGCGUCUUAUUCCAUCGGACUCGGAAACAAAGUAUCUUGCUUUUUCCACGUCCAAUCAGGCAAGCUAUCAAGUUAUUGGUAUAACGGUAUUUCCAUUGGAUGGAAACCCAUCCACGACAAUGGGUGUUAUUAGUCAUCCUGGCGAGGCACUAUCAAUCAUUACUGCUGGUGGUACAGACGGAAUAGUCAACUGCUGGAAUAUCAACACGGCUGUACUUGAAGCUCAAGCAUCGAUUUUUGCUGGGAGUCUUGAACCUUAUCUGAAUAUGCUUGAUCCCAGUGGUCUUGGUGAAAAAAGCCCGAUAUAUCGUGAAUUUGAAGAUUAUUUCUACUAUGCUCAGCUUCAAAGUCAAAAGGGAGAUGCUGCUGGCAAUCGUAUCAUAUCUGAUCAAGUCAGUUUAACACAAGUCCCAUCAAUUGUUCAAGCCAUGGGAUAUUAUCCUUCAAAUCAAGAAAUUGACGACAUGAUUAACGAAGUUAAAUACUCGAGGUUUUCACAAGGCGAAGGAAAAGAAGUUGAAUCCAUCACAUUCCCUGAACUCAUCAAAUUGUAUUUGAAUCAUCGACCAGUGAGAGAUAUUAGUUUAAACGAUAUAGAGAUUGCGUUGUCCCAUGCCAAGCGUUUAGAGCCUGGAAAGCCGCUUCCAAAGGGUCCAGUUGUUAAGCUCAGUUUAAAUCAAACUGUUUCAAGCAAAGGAAUUGUUUCAUUACUUCAGCAAUUUGGCGAAUCUUUUUCUCUUGAAGAUGUGCAUGAAGCAUUCUCCAUGCUCUUGAUGGAUCAUCCCAUCUAUCGUGGACAACUGCCUCAUACAAUCAAUGCAAAAGAUUUUAUUCAAGAUGUGCUAGGACUUGUUCCUACAGAACCAACUGAAAUUGAAUUGGGUAGUGAUGUGGAUAAGGAUACUUUUAGUAACCCACCUACACAUGUUUAAACGCACGGUCACGUAACGCUGAAUCUAAAUGUUUCAGCAUAUCCGUGUUUCUAAUCUAUAUCGAUAAUUAGUUUCAAUAAAUUGGUAUUGAGUUGAGGAUAAACC
Batrachochytrium dendrobatidis JAM81 is the source of this 3312-nucleotide messenger RNA. RefSeq lists its product as uncharacterized. Gene Ontology annotation, molecular function: protein binding. NCBI's taxonomy places the organism in Eukaryota, Fungi, Chytridiomycota, Chytridiomycetes, Rhizophydiales. The transcript has 20 exons. Gene Ontology annotation, cellular component: motile cilium. The record is from RefSeq and is a predicted model, not a curated record. Bases 1 to 3207 code for a protein of 1068 amino acids.